AUGCCGACUACGAUGCCGGCGAAACGUCUGGGAAAGUACGACGUCCACGAUCCAACUUUGGAAAUAAUCAUGCAGACAAUGGACUCCGGACUAGGUAAGUUCCUCAUAGUCUUCCUACCAAUGUGA
Messenger RNA from Protopolystoma xenopodis, 126 nucleotides. NCBI's taxonomy places the organism in Eukaryota, Metazoa, Platyhelminthes, Monogenea, Polystomatidea, Polystomatidae. The record is from the annotation of a GenBank genome assembly.